AUGAACACCAAGUACAUUUCGAAUUCUUGCCCAAACAAUUCUACAUGCAAUGAAGUUUCUGAAGACAAUUGCCACUGUUCAGAACCAGUCAUUAAUUUGGACAAAGAUUGUGACAGUGUUACAGACCCUGGCUUCCUAUCCAGUCCUUGUUAAGGAAAUGUUACUUGUAUGAAGAUCCCAGGAGAAGGGAACUUUCUGUGCAAAUGUCUUCCUGGUUAUAGCAGAACAACCUAUGAAAUUGCCACCAGAUGCCAGUGGCAUGAGGGUAUUUAUCAUGAGGAUUCUGCAGAGGAUCCUGUCUGCAUCUGCACCACUGGCUAUGCUGGAAGGUUCUGCAAAAGGGAUCGUGAACGUGCUUCCAGCCCCUCACAUGGAGCCAUGUGCCAGGAUGGAGUCAGCAGCUUUCCCUGCCUCUGCAUUCAAGGAUAUUAAGCAAGCAGAAUGAAUGACUUGAAGUUAGAUUAGUAUGCUUCAGAUCCCUUCAAACAAGACUCUCCCAUCAACAAGAUAGGAAGACACACUUCAAUUUGUCCUUUUGAUUUUCCUGCAUGGAGGAUUUGUUCUAAAAUUCUCCUGGGCUAUACUCACCACCAAUAUCUAAGUAAUUGAAUCUGCAUCCCUGACCAGCAUGGAUUCAGUUGCCUGUGUUCAUCUGGUUACACUGUCCCUUUUUUUUUUUAAGUCCCUCUGUGUGAAAUUGCCACCACAAUUUUUAUCAAGGGCAAUGGCUUUCUCUGGGUUACAAAUGGUUAUGUGACAAACACAGAGCUCAGAUUUCAGCUAAUUCAGCUAAAUACCAUUCAGAUAAUGACACAUUUACUUUUCCAAGGUAAUAGGGACAGGUCCAUAAGGCUGCAAUAUUUCUUAUCAGUUCAAGUUAAUAAUAAGUCAAAAAUUAUUCUGCACAUUGUCCUCAACACCUGUGAUAGGGACUGGUAUUCCCUGGAAGUGAUGUGUGGAGAGGUGGUGACCCUUGCUUGAGUGGACAUCUUUUGUGUAGAGCAAUGCAUCCUUUAAGUUCCUCCAUUUGAAAGUGACUGAUAGAUAUGUGCUUCGCAAAAUUCCUUUUGGGGUGGUUUGCCAUUGGGAGCAACCAACAGUGAUGUUGCUCUGCUUCAUAUGUAUUGUAUACUCACGCCUUUGUUUGUAGGCUGUCUCCAAGACAGUCAAACAAAUUUGAAUCAAGUAAUCCCAGAGAACAUUUCAUGAGACUCAUCAGUCAAUGUCAAGACAGGCUGUGAGAGAAAAGAUUGGUGUGAACAACCAUGUCAAAACAGAGGAUGCUGCAUCAACAUGUGGCUUAGUUAUUGAUAUACUGUGUUUACUGCACAAAGCAGUGGAAAUAUUACCAGAGAACUGGCCAAUAUCAUGUUUGGUUUCAGAACAAAGAAUAUGAAUGUGAGCACAUUGUUUGCAGAUAAAGAGGCUGAAUUGAUUCAUAUUGACAUUCAAGAAUCCAGAUGAUUAUUUCAAUUGCAAAGUAGCAAUAGUUUUUAUAUACUGAAUCUGAUAAGCUUGGAGUUAUUGAAUGAUGGCGGGUGGCACAAAAUGAUUCUUCCCUUGACUGACCCCCUAUACAAAUGGAAAAUGGAAGUGGACAACCAGACAUCUUUUGUUACCAGUGUUGUUGCUUCUGGCAGUCUCGACUGUUUAAGGGACAAUACAGGCAUUCAUGAAGGGAACGAACGAGCUAUUGACAAUCUGCCCAGCGCAUGAGGAUGUCUAAGCACAAUAGACAUCAAUGGUGAUUCUCUCUCUUACUUUGAAAAUGUUCAUGGUUUCAUGAGCAAACCCCAGGCAGAUCAGUUCCUCAAAAUCUCAGUAAAUUCUGUAGUGACUGGAUAUUUGCAGCCAAAUGCCUCCAAUUCCAGUCCUUGUUUGCACAGAGAAAAUUGUGAAGACAUCUAUAGCUCUUAUCACUUCUGCCCCAUGGGAUGGUCAGGCACACGCUGUGAACUCAACAUUGAUGAAUGCUUCUCAAGCCUCUGUAUCCAUGGCAACUGCUCCAACAGAAUCACAGCCUAUCACUGCACGUGUGAUCCUGGAUACACCAGUGUGAACAGUGAAGUAGAUAUGGACUAUUACCAGAGUCAUCCAUGUGCCAAUGGGGCCACCUGCAUCAGUGAUGCCAAUGGCUCUUCCUCUCUCUGUUUGGAAAAUUUGACUGGGAAGUUCUCUGGACACACCAGAUUACCCUCAGCAGUCUGUGGGAAUGAGAAGACAAAUCUCUCUUGCUACCAUGGAGGCAGCUGCCCUGAGUUCCAGGGUGAAGUAAAAUGCUUAUGCUGUCCAGGUUUGACUGGGGAACGGUGGAAAAAGGACAUGGAUGAAUAUGCGUCUGCUCCAUGCCUCAAUGGAGGCUGGUACCAGGAAUGGCUCAAUCAAUUCUCAUGCUUCUGUGAUGUGGGCUUUGCUGCCGAACACUGUGAGGCAGAUGUGAACAACUCCUUUUAUAUCUCCCUCAUGCUAUGGCGGAUCCCCUUUCUCCUUAACCUUGGUCAAACAUUCAUUUUCAAUAACACAUUCUUGUUAUGUAUUCAAACUUUCCUAUUUUCUCAUUCACAAUUUUCAAAACAGAAUGGUGAAAACCACCUUCAUUCUCUUGAUGUAGCAUACAUGAGUGAAAGCAUGGUUCAAGCCAAAGAUAAAACCUUAUUUCUAAUGUUAAAUCUUUAA
Messenger RNA from Sorex araneus (European shrew), 2676 nucleotides. RefSeq names its product crumbs cell polarity complex component 1 (gene CRB1). NCBI's taxonomy places the organism in Eukaryota, Metazoa, Chordata, Mammalia, Eulipotyphla, Soricidae. Gene Ontology annotation, molecular function: calcium ion binding. The record is from RefSeq and is a predicted model, not a curated record.